Neospora caninum is the source of this 2718-nucleotide messenger RNA. RefSeq lists its product as hypothetical. Gene Ontology annotation, molecular function: protein binding. The coding region runs from base 1 to 2718 and encodes 905 amino acids. NCBI's taxonomy places the organism in Eukaryota, Apicomplexa, Conoidasida, Eucoccidiorida, Sarcocystidae. The transcript has 6 exons. The record is from RefSeq and is a predicted model, not a curated record.
AUGUUCAACGGUCUCCAACCCAGCCCCGCUGUGGGUCUGUCGCGGCCGUGUCCACGCCCGCCCGCGCCCGGAUCUCUGGGCGGGUUUUAUCCUCCGCUCCCUCCCUAUUCGUCACUUUCGCCUCCGCCACAUCCCCAACAGCUUCCCCAUGGACUUCCAAGUUCGCACCCGCCGUAUCCUCCCCCUGGAGGUCGCCCCGGGGCCCUCCCGCCGGGGCCCCAGCCGUUCCUCCCCUCAGACCUCCGGCCAGCAGGCGUCUCGGACAGGUUCAGCUACAGUCCACCAGGCGCCCCAGCGGGUCAAAACAUGGAACCCGCUCAGCGCGCCGUGCAUUCUCAACCCCCAACGCGCGCGGUGCCUUCGGGGGGACGGCCUCUUGGGCACGCGACGCGCGGGCCUGUUGGCCCUUCCCAUCGGGGACACGCGGGGUACGAGCUGGCGUUUGACGGCAGUGGCUUCGGGCAGAGAUCGCCGAGUCCCCUGGGUCCGCCCGCUCCGACGGGGCGAUAUCCCCCUUGGAACGAAACGAGGCGAGGUCUAGAAGAAGACGCCCGCGAAGGCCGCGGAGAAGCUGGUUGCCCAGCCGGAGCGUGGAGCCGAUUCCGUCAGCAAGGGGGACAAGGUGAACAAGCGGUAGACUCCCGACGGAAUCUGCACAGCCAUGGGGCGCGGGGGCCCCAGCGAGAGUUGGGCGCUCCCCCUGCGUCCGAGAGUUUCCACCAAGGUGCGUUUCGGGAUGGGCCACCCCCGAGCGUGGGGCCCUCUUUCCGUGAUCGGGGUCCCCAAGGUUCAGGCCAUUUUUUCACGGGGGCGUAUCCCCGAGGCCCGGGAGGACUUGAGGCCCACUCGAGAGACAGCCCCCCCAGCCCUGCCGGCGGCGCAACGCCCUUCGCAGAACUCUCCAUGCCUACGAAUCCACGUCGUGGCCAUCCGACCGGCGAGCCUCGGGGCGCAAUACCCGCGCGCUUGCAGCCCUUUGAAGCUCGAUUUGCGCCGCAGCGCGGCUCGUUCCCCGAGGACGCGGAACGGGGCUUUCCGUCGAGGCGGGCGGAAGACCGGAAAGAUCCUCACGAAAGACUUCCAGAUGCGCGCUUCGGACCCCCUGGACGGGCUGGAGCCUCCCGACUGGAAUUUGGAGACCCACGAAAUCCUUACUACCGAGCCAGCGCGGAGCGAGGACGCUCAGGUGAGGGGUCGUGUUUCCAAGGCGCUCCAGAUUCCGGAGGGAGACACGGGGACUUCGACCGCCAGGGUCGGGAACGGUCUUGGCUGCCCCAGGGGCCUUCUUCGCUCUCUGCGGGCCUCGGAGACCCAGGCCGGUACGAUCGGCUCGACGCGGGGCGCCCGCCAAGGGGUGGAUAUGAGCCGCAUCGCGGUCGCCCAGAGCCUGAGGCGAUGCACAGCGAUGGCCAUUCCUCACGUGGACACGACCCUCCCCGCCGCUCUCCGCCGGGCCCAGACAGGGGACGGAACGCGCCGGCUCACCCCGCCCAGGAGGGUUGGGGGAGCGAGGCCAGUGGACAGGCGCCCGCCCCCACCGGCACAGGGUCCGUUCAGCACAAGAACGAGGCUUCGCCGCCGUGGGGAAGGGACAGGGGCGCCGCGGAGAGACCGGACGGCCGGCGUGGGCAACGCCCAGUGCGUGAAGGGAGCGCGCGAGAGUCACAGCGGGUUUCGACUUCUGGAGGGGCUCCAAACUACCUUGGAAGUGGAGAGGCGUGUCUCGUGGCCGACGGCGGGGACAGGCCGGAGAGACAUGCCCAAGGGUUGCCGCCGCAUCGGUCCUUGGGACCGUCUGGGCCUUCUCUCUCGUCGCCCGAAGCAGGCGUUCCUCUUACUUCAGGAUUUUCGCAUGGGACGGAGCUCGCCCCCGCUGCGCCGCCAGGGCCGGCCGGAAACCUACCCCUCGGCGCGUUCCUCGGAGGCGCGUCUCUGGCGGUCUCCGUCGCGGGGACACUGCCGAGUCUCGGCGUCGGCGGAGGCCUGCCGCAACCCGCGCUCGCCAGCUUCCCGGCGCUGCCUCAGGGGACGCAGCAGCAUUUCUUUGACGCUCUCAGGCACGCCGUGACCGCCGGCGCAGGCGCUCCAGCGGCUCGCUCGCCCUUCCCGGGCACGGGCCUUGCAGGGACAGGCGCCCCGGCCCCGGACGAGGGAGGACGAACGGUAGGGCCGCACGGACCCACGGAGAAGGAAAAGAGUCCUGAAGUCGACAAAAACAUCCCCGCCGAGAACCCCAACGACAGCAGGCUUCUGCGAGAGCUUAGCAAGGCCCCCCCUGAGCUGUUGAACCCUGAGACCAGCACUGUGGCGCAUAACUGGUGGUAUCUGGACAACAAAAACAAGUGCCAAGGACCUUUCGACACCCUCCGUAUCCUGCGGUGGUUUGAAGGCGGCUACUUUGACUCUCAGCGACCGUUUCGGCGGGACGACGAGGCAGGCUUCACGCCGCUGGAUGACGGCAAGAGGAUAACUGACGUCGCCGCCCGCAUCGUGAACCUCGCUCGGACCUCCCAGAGGGCUGCGGCGCAGCGAAGUCGACAGAGGCUGCCGCUCGGGGCCUCGGUGCCGCUCGGCAGGCCAUCGGGAGAGAUGACUCUGGAAGCAAAGGUUCAGCAAGCGCAAGCGGCUCUCGCGCCGCUCUUCCACUUGGCCAAGAAGAGACAGGACCGCCCGGACAUCCGUUUCGCGACUCUAGGCAAACGCCGGAGGCUUGUGUAG